Carassius carassius (crucian carp) is the source of this 1303-nucleotide messenger RNA. RefSeq names its product BAG family molecular chaperone regulator 1-like. Gene Ontology annotation, molecular function: adenyl-nucleotide exchange factor activity; protein-folding chaperone binding. The transcript is spliced from 7 exons. The coding region runs from base 118 to 738 and encodes 206 amino acids. Gene Ontology annotation, cellular component: nucleus; cytoplasm; membrane. Gene Ontology annotation, biological process: protein stabilization. The record is from RefSeq and is a predicted model, not a curated record. NCBI's taxonomy places the organism in Eukaryota, Metazoa, Chordata, Actinopteri, Cypriniformes, Cyprinidae.
AGAUGGAUGAGGCGCAGAAAGGGGCAGAAAGCGGGCGUGACGUACACACAUGCGUCACUUCCGGUUGCAUGUGUAUACACUGUAAAGUUGUGACUCGUUAGCUAAUAGUGUGCCGAUAUGGCGGAGAACACUAUGACAGUGACAGUUGCUUAUGUCACAACCAAACACAACAUCACUUUAACAGCACAGGAUGGACAUGAACCUCUGUUAAAGGAUUUGUGUGAAGCGCUGACAGAAGCCACGGGAGUACCAGUACCAUCCCAGAAAGUCAUAUUUAAAGGGAAAUCACUGAAGGAGAUGGAGGAGCCGCUGUCCAGCUUUGGAAUAAAGCAGGGUUGUAAACUUAUGAUGAUUGGAAAAAGGAACAGCCCAGAGGAGGAAACUGAACUUAAAAAGCUCAAAGACAUUGAAAAGUCAGUGGAACAAACCGCCAAGAAGCUUGAGAAGGUGGAUGUUGAACUCACGGGACUGAAGAAUGGUUUUCUUGCAAAAGAAUUGCAAGCUGAGGCUCUUAACAAACUGGACCAAAGGGUGAAAGUUGCCUCUGAGCAGUUCAUGAAAAUCCUAGAGGAAAUCGAUGGAAUGAGCUUUCCUGAGAGUUUUAGUGAUUGCAGGAUGAAGAAAAAAGGACUUGUGAAAACUGUUCAGGGGUUCUUAGCUCAGUGUGACAAAAUUGAAGCUGGAAUAUCAGAUCACUUGGCUAAGAUUCAGACAAAAAACUUAGCCUUAGCAGAAUGAUCAUGAAGAAAGACUCCAGACAUCAGUAGUUACUGGUGCUGUAAAUGAAGAACCUCACUGAAAGCUUUGGCACUGGAGGUGGUCCUGCAGUUCGCCCACAACUUACACACGCACCUGUCACGCAGAGAAGAACAGGCAGCAUUCGAAACUAUUUGAUAUAAUUUCUUAUGAGUUAAGAUUUUUCAUGUUAAUAUUUGGAAAUACUUCUGGCUAGGUUUAAGGAGUUUUGAACAUCUGGUCCACACGGUUCUCUCUUGAAACUCUGUUAUCUAGCCUGACAGAUGUUGGAUUUAUAGUCUUAUUUCGAUCAAAGAGAAACAAAUGGUGCUGGAAGAAUAUCCUUUUAAAGGAUCUAAAAUAAAUAAAUGAUCUAAUUCAAUAUGUUACAUGCAGUAAAACUUUUGGAUAAAAAAUAUUCUAAGCAAAAGGUUUCAGAAUAGUCCUUGUUUUGUUUUUAUCAUGAUUAAAUCUCAGGGUGCUUCAAACCACUGGUGGUUUUCCCCAUCAAUUUCUGUCUAAAAUGCUGUUGUGUAGUUAUUGAGAGAAAUUAAACAUUUGAAGACAA